CUUACACAGGAGCCAGCAUGAACCCCGCUCGUUCCUUCGGCCCAUCGGUGAUCGCAACUAAUUUUAAGGAUCAUUGGGUUUACUGGGUGGGACCCUUCCUGGGCGCCAUCAUCGCUGCACUCCUGUACGAGCACAUUUUCUGCCCAUCUUCCGGCAAACCGAGUCCAGGGCAGGUGAUUCCCAUGGAGCAAAUGGGGGCCUUCAAGGAUGAGAUGGGCUCCAUGCAGCCGGUCAAGAGGACAAUGUCGGGAGUGGACCAGUUAAAGACCAAGGAAUUUUGGAGGGCCGUAGGUGGCGAAUUUGUAGCCAUGCUCCUGUUUGUGUUCCUCGGCAUUGGCUCCACCAUCGAUUGGGCGUCAGCUCCAUCAAAGAGCAAUAGUACAGCGAGCCGUCCGACCCAGUCGGACCGCACGGACCUCAUUUCGCUGUGCUUUGGCUUGUCCAUUGCCAUGCUGGUUCGGUGCUUUGGCCACAUCAGCGGCGGACACAUCAACCCGGCCGUCACGUUGGCGAUGGUCGUGACCAAGAAAGUGACCAUCAUCAAGGGGGUGUUCUACCUGCUGGCCCAGUUAGUCGGUGCAGUCGCAGGUGCCGGGAUCGUGCGCCUCGUCUCGCCCCCCGACUUCCGGGAGAACCUGGGCGUCACCGGGUUGGGUAAAGAUGUCUCGGGAGGAAUGGGCCUACUGGUGGAGCUUCUCUUAACGUUCCAGCUGGUCUUCACCAUAUUUGCCUCAUGCGACCCCAAACGCACCGACCUGGUCGGAUCCGCUGCCCCGGCCAUCGGCCUGUCCGUAACGAUUGGUCACGAAUUUGGGAUUCCUUUCACAGGAGCCAGCAUGAACCCUGCUCGUUCCUUCGGCCCAUCGGUGAUCGCGACUAAUUUUAAGGAUCAUUGGGUUUACUGGGUGGGACCCUUCCUGGGCGCCAUCAUGGCCGCACUCGUGUACGAGCACAUCUUCUACCCAUCUUCCGACAAACCGAGUCCAGGGCGGGUGAUUCCCAAGGAGCAAAUAGGGGCCUUCAAGGAUGGGAUGGCCCGGGUCAUGCAGGCGGUCAGGAGGAAGAAGAGAACGGAGCGAAAAGACCCGCCGCCAACGAGAGUGUCCACUGUAUGACAAUCCAAUGCACCGGAGAGCAAACUUUAGGACAGAAUUUGGUUUCGGACAGUUUUUGGCUUUCAUCUCGAGACACUCUCGCCACCCCCACCUCCCCCUUUCACCUUAUACCUCCCAUGCCUUCAGAUAAUUCAUCCUUGAAUGCGUUUUCAGGGUUUGUGCACUGAACAAUUUCGAUGACAUCUAGCUUUGCUAUAGCAGCAGAGAGACAGUUUGCAAACCCUGAAAAAGCGCUGAAAAACAAAAAAUGUAAAAAAUGUAUAUGACAAUAGGCUGAGAAACCUUGAGUUAUUAAUGCUUGCAGUACAGAACGUCCCUCAAAUGAACGAGAUCGUGUAAUUUUGCUAAUCCAAUCAAUGACGCCAUUGACCGAUGUGAAAAUUAUGACAUACCGAUGACUGGCUUUGCAAAGAAUGCUGCUAACCAACAAUACAAAUUGAUGAGCUCAUCCAUUCCCUGCACGCAGUGUAAAUGUGACAACAUCAUCACUUAGCGGUCUCCUGUGUCAAAUAAAAACUGAGCUCAAGUGUUUCUCCAGCAGAGGGCAGCCAAGAGCUGUGCAACUUCCAUUGAUUCCUGAGACUGAAGUACUGAAACUUGGUGCAGCAAUACAAACAA
Messenger RNA from Syngnathus typhle (broad-nosed pipefish), 1733 nucleotides. Its product is annotated as aquaporin-4-like. Gene Ontology annotation, cellular component: plasma membrane. The transcript is spliced from 6 exons. Gene Ontology annotation, biological process: transmembrane transport. The coding region runs from base 18 to 1115 and encodes 365 amino acids. Lineage: Eukaryota; Metazoa; Chordata; Actinopteri; Syngnathiformes; Syngnathidae. Gene Ontology annotation, molecular function: water channel activity. The record is from RefSeq and is a predicted model, not a curated record.